AUGUUAGGAAAUGGGUCUUCUGUCUUCCAGUGGACCACGGGAACCCAGAAGACCACGGGCACGUGGAGGACCACGGACACCUGGUGGACCACGGGCACCUGGUGGACCACGGGCACCCAGUGGACCGCGGGCACCCAGUGGACCGCAGAAACCCAAGUAGACCACAGACAAGUGGCAGACCGCGGGCAGCCGGUGGAUCAUGAGCACCCAUUGGACCGUGGGCACCCAGUGGACUGCAGGCAAGUUGUGGACCACGGGCACCUGGUGGACCGCGGGCACCUGGUGGACCACGGGCAAGUGGCGGACCGCGAACACCUGGUGGACUGCAGGCACCUGGUGGACCACGGGCACCUGGUGGACUGCGGGAACCCAGUGGACCACGGGCACGUGGCGGAUCGCGGGCCCGUGGCGGACCACGGGCACGUGGCGGACUGCGGGCACCCGGUGGACCGCGGGAACCCGGUGGACCGCGGGAACCCAGUGGACCACGAGCAAGUGGCGGAUUGCGGGCACGUGGCGGACCGUGGGCACCCGGUGGACCGCGGUCACGUGGCGGACCGCGGGAACCCGGUGGACCGCGGGAAUCCAGUGGACUGUGGGCAAGUGGCGGACCGCGGGCACGUGGCGGAGUGUGGGUACCUGGUGGACCGUGGGUACCCAGUGGACCACGGGCAAGUGGCGGACCACGGGCACCUGGUGGACCACGGGAACCUGGUGGACCAUGGGCACCCAGUGGACCACAGACAAGUGGCGGACCACGGGCACAUGGACCAUCGGGUUGAGAAGGAUGGGGACCGCCUGUGGCGAUACUGCGACCCCUGCCUGUCCGCAUGCUCAGCAGCACCCUGGAGCCGAGCCCCGGAUGGAACCGCGCCUGUGUCCGUGAGAAUGGCGGGCAGUAGAGAAGAUGGUGCGGAGCAGGGAAGAGAGCGGGAAGGUCGAACAUUUCAGCUCUACGUGCACUCGGUGACAGGCUCUGUUGCCACCAUGCCCGUCCCUCGCCUUUCGGCCUUGGAGUGGCUUUCCCGGGCCUCAGUGCCCCCGACCCCGCGAAUAUGCAGCUCCAGGUCUGGGGACACACCCCACCCAGGGAGGCAAACCUCUCAGCAGGCCCGGGCCAGGGUCCGCCUGCUGGAGGAUGCACAGAGGCACCCACUGCCUCAGGAGCCCAGCACGGUGGUGGUGCUGCCCUUGGAGGAAACGGCGCUGCUGCGAUGA
This is a messenger RNA of Suricata suricatta (meerkat), 1218 nucleotides long. RefSeq lists its product as uncharacterized. The transcript is spliced from 5 exons. The record is from RefSeq and is a predicted model, not a curated record. Bases 1 to 1218 code for a protein of 405 amino acids. Lineage: Eukaryota; Metazoa; Chordata; Mammalia; Carnivora; Herpestidae.